AUGAUCAAUGCGGUGCUAGUGUUCAACAAUCAUGGUCAACCUCGACUGACCAAGUUCUACACACAGCUCGACACGGCCGUACAGCAACGUCUCAUCUCGGAGAUUUUUACGCUCGUCUCGACGCGCCCGAAUAGCGCGUGUAAUUUCCUACCGCUGCCGCCGCUGCUGGCCCCCGCGCCCUCGUCGUCCACCGCUCCCGCCAGCGCCCCCGAACACAACGACGCGCCGUCACUCGUGACCUACCGCCACUACGCGACGCUGUACUUCAUCCUCAUUUCCACCAGCACCGAGUCGCCACUGGCCCUGCUCGAUCUGAUCCAAGUUUUCGUCGAGGCGCUGGAUCGGCUGUUCGAAAACGUGUGCGAGCUCGACCUGAUCUUCAACUUUGAGACCUUACACGCCGUGUUGGGCGAGAUGAUUGUGGGUGGCGUGGUCAUUGAGACAGGUCUGGACCGCGUCGUCGAAGGCGUCAAGAGCCAGGGCAGAGUUGCGAAGCGGCCGGUGAAUGAGAGUCGCGCUGGUUUAGGCGCCACGAUGUGGGCGGGCCGAUAAGUGCUGUAGGAGCGGAAAGUCGUAGAGGAAUGAUGAGACUGUUUGCUCUACGCAGAUGAUGGCCACGAGGGUGGUCGCGAAACAUCCCCGCCAACUUGCUGCGGCCGCUGCACUGGAUCUACCUGCGCUCACUCCCAUGGCGGACUGCGCCUUAUUCGAGAGUAGGAAAGUGGCUUGGUGCUACGAUCAGUAUUCCUUGCAUUGCCAGGAAUGGGAACGGCUCAAGACGUUCUUAUCCGCCUUAUCGGAGUGUCGGGGAGUAAGAGAUAACCACAGCCGGAGACGAAGUGGACUUCGGAUCCAUUUCAGGGUCCUGUGCCGACGCUGGCACUUGCAUAGCUAUAUCAGACGCCUUAAGAAGCGCUUGAUACAACCCUAACCUCAAACCUAAGCAAUGUAGCACAAGAGACCGAGCCGUCAGGAGACCGAGUCGUGGGAGGUCUGUAGAAGACCCAAACGUAUAAGCUAGGCCUUUGAUUUGAGAACUCUCCGCAAGACAAUCGGAAGGAGUUGCUGCAGCGACAACUACCUUACUGAGUAC
This is a messenger RNA of Sphaerulina musiva SO2202, 1093 nucleotides long. Its product is annotated as Adaptor protein complex sigma subunit. Gene Ontology annotation, biological process: vesicle-mediated transport; protein transport. The transcript has 2 exons. NCBI's taxonomy places the organism in Eukaryota, Fungi, Ascomycota, Dothideomycetes, Mycosphaerellales, Mycosphaerellaceae. Gene Ontology annotation, cellular component: intracellular membrane-bounded organelle. Bases 1 to 552 code for a protein of 183 amino acids. The record is from RefSeq and is a predicted model, not a curated record.